GGUACGGCAGCAAAAUUGGUGGUAUUCGAUUUGCUGCCGUAACGACGGCAGCUCGCUAUUGGUUUGUGGCAGCUAAAAAGUCAGUCGCCGUGUGUUUGGUCUUAGCAGCCGUGGUUGUGAAAUCCCGCAAUGGUUUUGCGGCAGCUCCAGACGCCACAAAAUACUUGAAACUGUACUUGUUUCGCUCUGUCGCUACGUAAUCAUUGCAUUCAUUUGCAUGAUAAGGCAACGACCUUCAUUUAUGCUAACAGUUACCGCUGUAUUUAAAAUUCAAAAUGACAGGACUGUGGGAAGACAGAGAUAUUAGAUUUGAUGUUAGCAUGCAACAAAUGAAAAUGAGACCCGGUGAAGUUCUGAUUGAAAUAUUCCCAAGUGUUGAAGAUGCAAAAGGCAACAGUGGGGAGAGAGGAAAACUUCUUGUUACUAAUUUGAGAUUAAUCUGGCAUUCUGUUACUUUACCCCGAGUUAAUUUAUCCAUCGGAUACAAUUGUAUGCAAAAUGUGACUUCCCGAAAAACGUCAUCAAAACUUCGAGGCCCAACAGAAGCAUUGUUCAUUCCUGCUAAAAGUUCAACCAAAUAUGAAUUUGUUUUUACGACUGAUUCUAAUAACACAUCAAAGAUGUUAACAACAGUAAUAUCUAUAUAUAAAGCUUAUGAAACUUCAAAAUUAUAUAGAGAUUUAAAGCUGCGAGGAGCUUUGAUAGAAAAUAAGCAAUUAAGGAUGUUACCCGAGGAGCAAGUAUACAAUACUGUGAAUGGUGCGUGGAAUUUGUCAAGUGACCAAGGAAAUCUAGGAACCUUUUUCAUUACAAAUAUUCGAGUAGUUUGGGUUGCAAAUAUGAAUGAAAGUUUUAAUGUCAGCAUUCCAUAUCUUCAAAUUUCCAAUAUCAAGAUACGAGACUCAAAGUUUGGUUAUGCGAUGGUGAUCGAGACAUCGUGGCAAAGUGGGAACUACGUUCUCGGUUUUCGUAUCGAUCCACUUGAAAAAUUACAGCAAUCUGCAAAAGAAAUUCAGAGUUUGCAUAAAGUUUAUUCAGCAAGUCCAAUAUUCGGAGUCAGCUUUCAGAGAUCAGAGGAUCUUGGAGAUGAAAGUGAAGAAAUGUAUGCAACAAUACAACAGCCUGUCAUGGAAGAUGCAGAAAUAGAUACAACUAUCCAAUCAGAUGCUUGUGUAGCAUAUUAUGCUGAUGGUGUAACUGGUGAAGAAAAUCAUGAACCACCUGUAUUCUCUGAAGAACUUGGUCUUGCUAUUGAGCCUUUAAAACCUGGAUACACAAUAGAAAGCUUAUGGAAAGUUUUGUAAUCACUUAGUCAGAGUUGCUAAUGUUGAACGAAGUGUUCAGCCUAGUCGGUGGCUUAAAUUUUUUUGGUACAAGCCAAAUUGUGUUUGCUGAGUUUUGCUAUUAGUAUAUUAGAUUUUAAUCUAUAAAUAAUUUGAAACACCAUGUUCUAAGCCUUUUCUUUGAGAACAACUACUACUAGAUAUUUAACGCACUUCUCGCAACAAACUUGAUUGCUGAAUUAUGCAAUCUAUACAAAUGAAAUAGAAUAUUUUUGCAGACCAUUUUCGAAUUGUGCUGCUGAGUCCUAGUCCAUCUAUUGAUAAGGGAUUAUAGACAGGUAAUGAUUGGGCUUUUAGUGUUAAGGAAUCACAAGCUAAAUUUAGAACUACUUCUUCAAAUAUGUUUGCAUGUCGAAUAAGUAUAUUUUAAAAAAAAGGUCGUUUGCCUCUAUUGCACUUAUUUAUUGCACAUUUACAUAGGUGUUGUCUGUAACUGAAAAAAGAACUUAAUUUUUGUGUAGGUGUAAUAAAAAAUUUUGUGGGUGAUCUGAUGCAACUCGCAUUUCAGUGCUGUUAAAUGCUAUGAAAAAACGUUUGGUGUGAUUUCGUGGGGGAAUAUCUUUACCGCUUGUUACAGCUCAUUGUUCAUAAAUCUUUUAAAAUGUACAUUGUAUUACUCUAUCACAAACACACACUGUUUCCUUUAGUUCAAUUCAUAUACUUAGUGUCUACUUUAAUCGUGUACAUUGUUGAUAUAUAUUUUUAGAAUAAACUUCUGUCCGUAGCAACAAUUGUUUGAAA
Molecule: messenger RNA, 2084 nt
Organism: Styela clava
Lineage: Eukaryota; Metazoa; Chordata; Ascidiacea; Stolidobranchia; Styelidae
Product: BBSome complex member BBS5-like
Biological process (GO): intracellular transport; cilium assembly
Cellular component (GO): ciliary basal body; BBSome
Molecular function (GO): phosphatidylinositol-3-phosphate binding
Source: RefSeq, a predicted model, not a curated record